GCGCGCAUGCGCGUGGGGGAGCCGACGAUGUUCGCGCCGUUGCGGUGGCUCCGCGAGUCUCCCCGCCACUUGCUGGUGUGCGAGAGGAGCCACGUGCAGCACGCGCGGUCCCGGCACGUGGCGCACGUGCGGGGGCACCCUUUCAAUUGCGGGGUGUCCUUUUUGAUACCUGAUUGUGGAAUAGUUCCACAAGCCCUAAAAAAGGCGGUUGCUGAUAUUGGGGAAUAUUACCUUGUAAAGAAUUUGUUUCUUCAUGAGCUACUGACCCAAGAAUUCAUUAACACAUUUGUGAAGAAAGGUUCAUGUUAUGCUCUUACAUACAAUACAAGAAUUGACCAAGACAAUACAGCUGCAUUGCUACCAACAGGCAAAUUGAUUUUAUCAGUAGACAAGGAUACUUAUGAAGAGCUUGGACUGCAAGGCCACCCUUCUUUAUAUUCUGGUAAAAAGCCAAUGAGAUACAUUAUUACAGUUGACUUGUUGGAUACAGCUUUCACUCCAGAAAAUAAAAAAUAUAAGAGAAUAAUUUGGGCCCUGAAGGAAAAAAAGCCACUUGAGUUUGAUUUCUUACUAAAUUGGCAACCCACAGGAUCAGAAGAAGCAAGUUUGAUGUCCUAUUUUUCUAAAAAGGAAAUACAGGCUCAUCGCCCAAAAGUAACUUUUAGCACGUUGAGAAAUGUGCAGUGUCCAAUUCUAAAGAGUGAUAAAUUGCGCGGCGAGCCAGAGGAAGCAUGCAGCGCACAAGAAUUGUUUGAGUGGCUUGGGGCCAUUUUUACUCAUGUUGGCUUAGAAAACACAUCCUCUAGUUUUUUAUCAACGUAUGUAUGUCCUCAGCCAAGCACAUUGAUAGAACAAGGUUUGAUGUGUACAAUAACCGGCUUUAUACCAUCAGAAAAGAUCAUUCAUUUAUUGGAACAAAUAUGUUGCUAUUUUGAAGAUCCAAAGCUGGCUCCCUGGGUAUCACUGACGGUGCAUGGCUUUGCUGAUAGCCCUGUUUCCUGGAGAGAAAAUGAACAUGGCUUUCUGAAAGGAGGAGAGAAUUUGUACAACUUCAUAAUUUUUAGGAAUCUAAGCUACUGGCUUCAAAUGGCAGUAGGAGCAUAUGACAACUGUCCAUAAAUUAUUGCCUUAAGUACCAUUCUGGGUAGUAACUGUAAUGAAAAUAUUUACCCUUCAGAAGGGUGUUAGCUUCCUGACUUAAAAAGUGACUAAAACAGAGGGAAGUAAUGUUGACCUUGAAGGGUCUACCUGAGUGUAAAAAGAGAAUUAUGAGGAUUAUGUUUUUUAAUCUGUUUAGUUAAGCAUGAAGUCAUGUGUCUCGAGUACUGUACACAUUUUUUUUUCAAAAUAAGAUGAUAAAUUAUUCUUGCCAGAACUUACAGCAGAUCUAUAUAGCUCCAUCUCUUUCACCCAAAAGUGGAAUAAAAACAAUACAAGUUUUACUGUUUUGAAGAAGCAAGAAAAUCCUUAUUUUACCUUUGUAGUUUUAAUUAUUAACUGAUGUACUUUUUGCAGAUUAGUAGCUUUUUUCAAAUUUGUGAAAUGGGUUGACCUUUGUAUUAGUUUCCAGAGUUUCAGUAGGUAUUUGGGAUGGAUGGCAGUACCCAGGGAGAAGAUGGAAGCUCAUAUCUUUGGAAGAAGACCCAUUCGAUCUGCAUUCUUUCUUGAAAACCUCAACAAUUGGGUCUUGCCGCAAUGUGCUCAUUUUACAGGAAUGCAACUUCAAGCACAGAUUGUUCCAAGACUUUCUUAAGACAUCUCAGAAGGAGGGUGUGCAAAACUCUCGUGACUUUUCCCAGAAUUGUUCCAAUGUUGUUCUGAACAUUUCAGAAGUGUUUUGAGUGUAAAGGAGCUGUUUUGAACCCAAAGCGGGAUGUUUUGGACGUGCGCUGUGUCAAAUUCAUCGUUUUUGCAUGCCACUAAAUGCGGAGUGUAACAUUGCAAAGUGGCUAAGGUGAAUGGUUACAAGAGGCACAUUUUUUUAAUGAAAUAGUUUAUAUUAAAACAAUUUGGGAUUAUA
Molecule: messenger RNA, 2020 nt
Organism: Thamnophis elegans (Western terrestrial garter snake)
Lineage: Eukaryota; Metazoa; Chordata; Lepidosauria; Squamata; Natricidae
Gene: RPP40
Product: ribonuclease P/MRP subunit p40
Exons: 8
Coding region: 7-1119 (370 amino acids)
Biological process (GO): tRNA 3'-end processing; endonucleolytic cleavage in ITS1 to separate SSU-rRNA from 5.8S rRNA and LSU-rRNA from tricistronic rRNA transcript (SSU-rRNA, 5.8S rRNA, LSU-rRNA); tRNA 5'-leader removal
Cellular component (GO): ribonuclease MRP complex; multimeric ribonuclease P complex
Molecular function (GO): ribonuclease MRP activity; ribonuclease P activity
Source: RefSeq, a predicted model, not a curated record